AUGGACCCGGAGGCCGCCGCCUUCGCCUCCGCGCGCGGCGGCGGGCGCGUCACGGCCGGGUUCGUGAUCUGCUUCCCCAACUACUCCACUUUCCUCUCCAAGCUCGGGCUCUACGUGGAGGACAUCUUCGUGCGCGCCCCAUGGUGCCGUCGCGGACUCGAUCGGAUGAUGCUGUCUGCCGUCGCCGACAGGUCGGCCGAGCUCGGUAUGGGCCGGGUGGAGUGGUGCGUGCUCGACUGGAACAAGAACGCCAUCGACUUCUACGAGGGGAUGGGUGCCGAUGUGCUCCCACAGUGGCGCAUCUACUGGCUCGUCGGCGCAGCGCUGGACAAGUACAAGGGCAGCCAGGAGGAGGCCACCGGUGGGAAGGCUGCAGAGUAA
Messenger RNA from Miscanthus lutarioriparius, 381 nucleotides. The record is from the annotation of a GenBank genome assembly. NCBI's taxonomy places the organism in Eukaryota, Viridiplantae, Streptophyta, Magnoliopsida, Poales, Poaceae.